AUGGCCACGUCAAAUACAUUAUUUGCGUUUAUCAUUUUAAUCCUUACGACGAUUGUCUUCGUCCAUGCCGACACAAACGCCACCAUAACUGCCACGCUGUCAAGCAAUACCGUAUUUUGCACUUUCCUUCCGCCAACACCUGGCGAAUACAUCGCUGACUCUGAACUGACUGGUAUCGCAUUCUGCACAGCCAGCACACCCGGUGUAGUUAAUGUUAUUCCCGACGGAUUCGUUAUCUCGGCCAACUUUGCUGGUGAUCCUAGUACUUACGUCCAAAUUACUGGAAAGAUGAACCCAGAUGCAUAUCAGUUGCAUCAUGAUGACGAAGGUGGUCAGUAUGAUAGUAAUGGUUCUCCUCCGGAUGCAUCUUGUUCUGGAUACGAAUAUUUUGUAAAUUUGGUUGAGCCCAACGACGGAAACUACUGUAUUCGUUGCUGCCAUAAUAAAAAAGAUUGCCCUACUAACGAAAGCACAGAGGGCUGUGAAACGGUCAUUCCUGGUAUAUAUUAG
Paraglomus brasilianum is the source of this 510-nucleotide messenger RNA. The record is from the annotation of a GenBank genome assembly. Lineage: Eukaryota; Fungi; Glomeromycota; Glomeromycetes; Paraglomerales; Paraglomeraceae.